Melitaea cinxia (Glanville fritillary) is the source of this 1561-nucleotide messenger RNA. RefSeq names its product transcription factor CP2-like. Gene Ontology annotation, cellular component: nucleus. The record is from RefSeq and is a predicted model, not a curated record. NCBI's taxonomy places the organism in Eukaryota, Metazoa, Arthropoda, Insecta, Lepidoptera, Nymphalidae. Gene Ontology annotation, biological process: regulation of transcription by RNA polymerase II. The transcript is spliced from 10 exons. Gene Ontology annotation, molecular function: DNA-binding transcription activator activity, RNA polymerase II-specific; RNA polymerase II cis-regulatory region sequence-specific DNA binding. The coding region runs from base 358 to 1095 and encodes 245 amino acids.
CUUCGUUGUUCAUCCAUUACAUUGUCUCCGACAUAUGAAUGAAUAUAUGUGUAUAGAAGAUGUAACAUUUUUCGUACAUCCCAGGUCAACUGCAUAUCGACGGAAUUCACAGCUAAAAAGCACGGCGGAGAGAAGGGUGUGCCGUUCCGCAUACAAAUCGAGACCUAUCUCGCCUCUGACGAUCAAAACAGACUACACGCGGCCGCUUGCCAGAUUAAGGUAUUCAAGCUAAAAGGGGCGGAUCGCAAACACAAGCAAGACAGGGAAAAGGUCCUAAGGCGGCCUCGCUCUGAUCUGGAUAAGUACCAGCCCGGCUGCGACGCCACCGUGCUUACCACGUUGUCGAACGACGCCCUAAUGCCGCCCCCCUCCCUGGUGACCACUUCGCCUCCAUACUCUCCGGAAUUGUGUGUCGCCCCGAAGUCACUUGCAAGCCCGAUACUGGUCAACAAGCCAGUCCUAACGCAGCCUGCAAUUCUCACUUCACCGAACCAGAUGAAACCGCUGUACUGCCAAGACGGUGGCGACGUGAAAGUGAAUAGCCCGCCGUGCCACUCGCCCGGCGCGAUCUUACCUGACCUGCCACAACCAGCCGAAGACCCUGAUAAGAACUACGGCCUGUCCAAGGAUGCGUCAUCCUCUGAGACCCAGGCGUGGUUGUCCCGCAACCGCUUCGCUCAGCACGUCGCUACCUUCGCCAACUUCUCCGGGGCCGAUUUGCUGAGACUGUCCCGAGAUGACAUAAUACAGAUUUGCGGCCUAGCUGACGGCAUUCGUCUGUUCAACGCCUUGCAUGCCAAACGUAUCGAGCCUCGCCUGACACUGUACGUGUGCGUGGUGGGUAAUGGCAGUGGCAGCAGCGGGAGUGUCCACAGCGCUCUGUAUCUACACUCGGCCCGCGCUCAUGAAUUAUUAUUGAAGCUAAGAACGUUGCUGUCUCAUACACAGGACUACGAAACAGUGCUCGUGUCCGGACCAAACAAUGCAAGGGUACGUCUCACAGAUGAGCUUGUCCGUCAUCUACCGGACAACUCCACUUACCGUUUGGAAGUAAUCGAAGACAACGCACUGCUCCUGAGUCCCACUGGCAACUGACAUUAAAAUAAAUGCCAACUGACAAUCGCUGGCAAACAAUGUAAAUGCCACAUGACAACUGGCAUUUCAAUGUCAUUAAUGAUUGUCAGGAUUGGCAAGUAACAACAAACUUACAACUGGCAACUCGAAGAAAAUAAAAGCCACAUGACAACUGCUUUAUUUGAAAUGUCAUUACAAUUCAGGAUUGGUAAAUGACAACAAAAUUACAACUGGCAAUUUAAGAUUACCAUGAUGUCGAUAUUAGCAGGAAUAAAGCCAAGAGUUGUAGUUGUAAAAAAUUCUUAGCAGAGCAUUUACUUUAAACAUAAAACCAUAUACUCACUCUGACAUUGGCAAAUCCUCACGGGAGCCGUUAUACCAGAAGAAGAAGAAGUAGUUGUAAAAAACAGAUGUUGACAACAUCAUUAUUGGCUAUUGGCAACUGUUUCGCAAGAAACAACAAACUGCCAUUAAAGGAAGAAAAUCA